This is a messenger RNA of Neodiprion virginianus, 4257 nucleotides long. RefSeq names its product facilitated trehalose transporter Tret1-2 homolog. The record is from RefSeq and is a predicted model, not a curated record. Gene Ontology annotation, molecular function: transmembrane transporter activity. The coding region runs from base 249 to 1841 and encodes 530 amino acids. The transcript is spliced from 2 exons. Gene Ontology annotation, cellular component: membrane. Gene Ontology annotation, biological process: transmembrane transport. Lineage: Eukaryota; Metazoa; Arthropoda; Insecta; Hymenoptera; Diprionidae.
GCUCCACGUUCGAUGACGACUGCUGUUAGUCCAAGUUGAAAACCGCGCAACGAUCAUUCGUUUUCGUCAGUCGUCGUUCGCUGUGCAAGCUCAAUCAUAAGAGCUGUCUAUAUACAUAUAUACCUAUAAAUGUAAUAUCGUGAGUUAUCGUUUACCAACAGCGCUGUUCUACUAACUUUUGACGUGUUUGACAAAUGUGCAGGUUGUACAUUGCAUAAGCGUGAUUGUCUGUAACCCGAAGCGUUGCAAUGGAGGAUGAGAACAGAAAUGACCGCAAGACGGACGAGGCAAAGCAAUCGGAUGCUAACUCAUCGGCAAAGGAAGUCUCGGGAAGGUCACAUCUAUUGAGACAAACACUGACGGCGAUCGGUCCGAUAAUGUCUACGAUAUCGGUCGGCGCGACCUUCGGUUACAGCGCGGUGCUUCUGCCGCAGCUGAAGCCUGACUCAGCAGCAGCAGCGGGGGGCUUCGGCCGAGAUCUAAACGCGAGCAGCGUGUUCUGGCUGGAAAACAAGCUGAACGAUUACGACAGGGAUCAUCGAAUAACGACGAGCAGCCUCGAUGAUGAAUCUUGGAUCGCGGCCUCCGCGGCCCUUCUGAUGGCCCCGGGUUGCUGGCUCUCGGGUAUCCUGAUGGAGCGCCUGGGCAGACGCGUGUCUCAGAUCCUGGUGAGUCCCGCGUACCUGAUCGCCUGGGCGACGGUCGGUUUUGCCCCUAAUUUCACGGCCCUGAUAGUCGGUCGUUUAUUGUCGGGCCUCUGCGUCGGCCUCCAGGGUCCGCUGGGUCCGGUUUACGUGGCCGAGACGAGCGAGCCGCGCAUGCGCGGGAUCCUGCUGGCCGGUAUAAGCCUGGCCAUUGCCGUGGGGAUAUUGAUCUCCCACGUCCUCGGGACCUGGUUCUCCUGGCGGGUCGCCGCCCACCUUUGCGCCGGGUUCCCUGUCCUGUCUCUCCUCGCCUGCGUCUUCGCCCCGGAGAGCCCAUCCUGGCUCGUGAAGAAGAAGCGGAUUUCUGAUGCGACGAACGCCUGGCUUUACCUCCGGGGUAAGAACGCGGCAGCGGAAUUUCGAGCGUUGGAAUAUCGCUCGUCGGAAACCCCCGAAAACUCGACGACCGGCGGUGCAGUCUGGAACUCCCGGACGUUUCUCGCGCCCCUAGCGAUCCUCAACGUAUUUUUCUUCGUUCAACAAUUCUCGGGCGUAAACGCGGUUGCCUUCUACUGCGUACAAUUGAUCGCCGACGUUUCCGAGCCCGCGGAUAAUCGCAACGCACAUUACGCCACCUUGGUUCUCGACGUCGUUCGCGUCGUCGCCAGCUUCUUUGCCUGCUGGUUGACCCGCCGAUGCGGUCGGCGAGGCCUCGCCCUCGUUUCCGGCGCCGGAACGGCGUCGAGUCUCUUCGUGCUCGGCGGAGGGCUGCUCUUCGGCCUGGGAACGCCGUGGCUUCCGGGCUCGAUGCUCGUCGUUUUCGUCUUCCUGGUCAGCGUCGGUCUGGUGCCACUGCCCUGGCUUUUAUGCGGCGAGAUAUUCCCCGUCGCGGCACGCGGCCUCGGAUCCGGUCUCAGUUCGGGCUUCGCGUUCGUUUGCUUUUUCAUCGUCGUCAAGACCGGACCUGCGAUGACCGCGACCCUGAGUAAUCCGGGGACUUUUCUACUUUACGGAUCUCUGACCGCGGCUGGUACGGUAUUCUUGUACUUCUUCUUACCCGAGACAAAGGACAAAACUCUCCAAGAUAUAGAGGAUCACUUUUUACGGAAUAGAAACGCUCCCGCCGCCGCCGUGGUCGCAACCUCGAAUACAAUUCAUACAGUCGGUGAUGACAGUAUGAAGGAAAGUCACCCGUAGUAAAGUAACUUAUACAUUAACUAUAUUGUUUAAUGUGUAUUGUAUAUGUAUAUAUAUGUAUAUAUAUAAGAUAAUAAGCUGCAGGGAGCAGAAAGUACAAAAAUUCUUUCAGCGAGUAUGAUUAUCUCAAUUCCUCAUAGUUGUAAUGUUUUUUUUUUUCGCCACUGUCGAUUACACCUACGUUUUUAUAUAAAUGACGUGAAACAAUGUGUAACGAUUCAAUACGUAUUAUGUAAAGUAUAGCUAUGCGUACAUGCUUAUCAUGCUGCUGUCCUGCGUGCAUAAACAUCGUGUGAAUAAGCUGAACGGAUGCAUUAUGAAUAUAUAAUGUCCUGCAUUUAAUACCGAAGAGAAAAACCAAGCCCGUGGCGGAAUCAGCUUUUUGAAAUACAUAUAUGUAACAGGAAAACGGCAUCUUAUAUAUCUCUAACCGGUAGAUGUAUGAUAAUAUAAUUAAUCGUCGCCAAUGAAGAGAAGGCGGACGUCGUUAAACCCCUUAAAGAAUAUGUGAUUAGAAGCCGAAUGCUGCUGCGAUGCGGGGGGGAUAUCCAUACAAGGACACACGUAUACGGGCAUACGCAUGCACACUGCGUAUAAUACAGGCGAAGGGGCGUGGUACGUGGGUAAAACGCUAGCGGUAGCGGGGGGUUUCCCCCACCACCGGAAGUCGCCUAUAUACACUGGACCUAUUCUAGGUUCUAGAUUAUUAACCGAGUAACGAACGAUUAUUUCUGUUCCUUAUACGCAUUAUAGAUGGGUGUGUUUUGUGGCGAGUUGACGUUUUUGCCAACACAUCGAUUAUAGGAUCAUAAUGCACCUAUUGUUAUAGUGACAAUUAUGCCACAGGAAAAUAUGACUGUUUAGCGAUCACCUGAUUCGACAAGGACGAGGACGCAAAUACGUGACAAUGUUUUCUUUCACCCUGUCGUUACAAGUUGUAAAUGUAGGUAUAAUGUGACCAUCUGUGAUCCCCAUGUGUGAUACGGAGUGCAUAACACUGGUCGACAAAAAAUAAAAUAUAUUUUUCGGUUUGUAUUUAAAUGUAUAAUUUUUGAUUCUAUACAUUGACUAAUAAACAAAAUCUUCAUUUAUUACUUAUAAAAUUUGUUUUUGUCUUUUUUACGUUGAUAAAUAAAACUGUUGAUGUUUUUGGUUGAUAAUAUAAACAGUGGGUAGCAGCACGGUGAAAUAAAAAACAAAAUUUAUUUGAUAAAACGAUUUUUCUGUUAUUAAUUACGUGGAAGAAAUCAAAAUUUGACUUCUAGAACCCAGACUCAAAAUUCGCGUUGACCGGUGUUAUGUCUUCGGGAUAUCGACGACGUCAGAAGCACAGUGUUAUAUACCUAUAUAUAAGGUAUAACGACACAUAAACGAUGUCUACUACCUAUCUAGUAUAUUGAUUAUCCUAAAUUGACCCCCAGAACGAAGAUAUGCGUUUCUCCCCUUUCGUGCAAGCUCUUUGCCGCCGACGGCAGAAGCAGCGACAUUUCUCCCGAAUCGUCCCAGUGAUCUUUUAAGAUAUUAUAUACAAUUAAUGCAAUUGCAUGGAAAUUUUUAAAGAAACUGAAGCAAAACAAAUAUAUGAUCAAAAAAAUUACAGUGAGAUGUAUUCGCCCCAAUACGAAGCCGAUGAACGAUAUUACUUGACGCUAGGCAUCCAUUAUAUGGCUCAGCCUGCACAUAUCAGGUGUGUUGUAUGCUCACGCGGAACGAUAGAUUUACUUGAAAACCCCUCGCUUCAUCGAUUGAAAGUCGUUUCUGCCUAUAGCAAACAUUUUAGAGAGCUUUGCGAUACCCGUUUCACUGCAGCUGACCGCUGGAAUUGCAUGGGAUCUAUCAUGUAUGAAAAUCAAGAUCGUCAAUUCCGAAGACAGAAACUAGUCGUGAGAGUAAUUAUUUCAUACAACUAUAAUUCUCGGUAAGAAAUAAGCAACAGUUGAAGAGAUUUCACGGCAUCUUUCGUCGUAUCGGUGAAUAAAUCGGAAAGAAAGCAAAGACAACGAAGAAAAAAACGGCGAGACUUUCUUCAACUCGAUUAACCUACCUAAGAUACCUAAUUAGUGCUAAUAAUCAUUUUACGGGUUCGUCGAUAUUUCUCCGUAAAUUCCAUCGCAUGCAAACUCUAAGGUCCGACUCUUCGUAGACCGCCGACUAACCCGAAGUAACUUGAGAACUUUUAUAAUGGCGGAUUAAACUAAAAGACGCACGUCCGGGAAACUCCCCAUCCGAUCUCGUAACAGUUUUUCUUUUCUUUGUCAAAUGUUUAUGCACAAUUAAUGCACAGCUAAAUUUUGAACAAUUUCACGGGUGCAGAAUAUCACAAGCAUGAUUAGUAUACUUGAAACCGUGUCACUAAUUUUGAUUACGUCACCUCAGAUAAAAUUUCUUUUCUCACAAUCACGUUUCGCAAUUUAUU